AUGGCUAGAAAAAACAAGAAAACUAAAAAUAAGAGAGAAGCGGGAACAAAAAUGGGUAAGAAUAAUGUCAAGGAAACGCCGUCCAAGACGACAACGACGACGGUGACGCCGGAUAGGAAACAAGUCGGGAAAGUUAAAAAUGAAGCUCCCAAGAACAAGCAGGAAAUCACAUAUCGAAAUCGAAAUAUCAACAAUAACCAAAAACCUCAGAAUACACUCAAAACGAGUAAGCAAAAUCAAGCUAACAAAAAUGUUCCCAAGUCUCAACAAAAUCAGAACCCACCCAAAAAGAGUGGGCCAUCAAUUCAACAAAAUCCAGUGAACAGAAAUGGACCUUCUCAAAAUAGGAAACCGGUGCAAUCACCAGCGAUACCCAGGAAAACGCCGCAGAGUCGUGUUCAAGCAAAACAAAACGGUUUGCAAACUGAAGGAAUUUCAAAGAGCAGUCCAAGCUUGGAAGGGAGAGCAAUUCAAAACCUCGGAGAUAUUUUAAAGACAUCUCAAUCUUCUCAUCAAACAAAUACGCGGAUUGAUCAGAAAGAAAAAUUUAUAAAAGCAAUCACGAACAAUCCAAAAGUAGGCGGUUUGGCAUUCAACACAACAACUGGAGAACCUAUGACUACUACGAUUAGUUCCAGUAUAGGAGAAAACUUGAAGAAUUUCGUUUUAAACAACCAACAAUCUGUCAUAUUAGCGGUAGUUUUUGUGUUCUUAAUGGGAUGUCUUUGUAUAGGGCUGACAAGAUUCCGAUCUUGGAUUAGAUGGAAGUUGUUUGGAAGAAAGCGAGAACAGAUACCGUUGUUGAGUAAUCCUGUUCCACCCAUAAUUCAAGGUCGGAACAGCCUUGAUGAUGUCCUGGCAGGUUUGAGAGAAUCCAGUAUAGUUGAAAAUAAUGAGUCACAAAGAAAAUGGAGCAAAACUGUAGAAGAUGAUCUCAAGGAGUACGAAGAGAGUCUUAAAAUACACACUGAAGCAGACGUGGAAGAAAAUGCUAGGAUAAAUGAGGAAAUGAGAAAACUCAGGGCAGAAAUGAAGAAAAUUGAAUCCAAUAUUGCCAAAAUGAAGGAAAAACACGAAAGUGCAAGUUCAAGUUUAUCUGGAGUUUUUGGAGAGGCUGAUAGGAGACAAGAGGAAUUCCAAAGACAAUUGGACGAGCAGAACAGGAUUUUUGAAGAACAAUUGAAGAAAAUGAAAGAGGAAAGAGCAAAGAAGGAGAAAGCGGCAGAAGAAGAACUGAACAGAAUGCGUUAUGAGACUCAUCAAAGUAUUGCGGCAUUCUUAGCGUGUAUUCAACUUCGGCUCAGAUUUGAAGAAAAGGAAGAUGAGUGGUCCACUUCUUUGAAAAAAUUAAGGCAACCUUUGAUCUCGUUGAAAACUGCUUACUACGAUUUGCAAAAUGAGAUGAAUUACUUUGAUCCCAACGACGAGUUCUCCAAUCUCCAAAGUGAAUGUCGUUUCUUCUCCAAGAAAAUUGAGGAUGCUCAAAACAUGCUGAUUGUGGUUUUUAAUAACUUGGAUCAAAUGUCAUUAAACUUUGCAGAUAGAAUAUUCAUACGAAUGAUUAUGAAAGCAUGCAGUGAGCAAGGAGCCAUUUGUCAUUCUAUUGGAGUCACUCUAGUGGAGUUUUUGAAAUCUGAAAAUCCCACCUUUCACAUGAAAGUUCUAGAUCAAGUCGUGAACCGACUGGAUCCCCAUUCUAUCCCGACUACUGAUAUGCUGAAAAGAAAUGCUCCAUUCGCAAAGGAUUCAGAAUACGUUCAAAUUCAAAAAAUACCUCAGCCAGACGCGUGGCUCCGAUAUAUGAACUGA
Molecule: messenger RNA, 1809 nt
Organism: Caenorhabditis briggsae
Lineage: Eukaryota; Metazoa; Nematoda; Chromadorea; Rhabditida; Rhabditidae
Exons: 13
Coding region: 1-1809 (602 amino acids)
Source: RefSeq, a predicted model, not a curated record